Messenger RNA from Hepatospora eriocheir, 645 nucleotides. The record is from the annotation of a GenBank genome assembly. NCBI's taxonomy places the organism in Eukaryota, Fungi, Microsporidia, Hepatosporidae.
AUGAAAAAUUUUUUAAUCUUUGAAUUUGUUUCAACUACCUAUUUAAAUUAUUAUGAUGUUAGUAAUAAUGAAAACAUUGGGCAAGGAUAUAAAGAAUUUAAUAAUUUUAGAGAAUUACCAAGAAAUGAUCUACCUAAAUUAUCUGAACAGGAAUUGCCAAAAAGAAAAUCUGUUGAUUCUGAAUUAAUAUGUCGGUUUGAAUUAUUAAUUAUUUAUUUCAGUGUAAAUUUGAAAAUUCUAAUAGAAACAGCUUCAGAAUUAAUUUAUUCAUUUGGAGUUGAUAAUAAUUUUAACGCGAAAUUUAAUGAUUUAAAAGAAAUUAAACAUUCAAUUGACAAGAUCUUUGUGUAUUUAAUAGUAAAUGGGAUUUUAAAAAUAGUCUAUAUUGAUGGGAAUAUAAUGAAAUAUAAAGUUUUACAAAACAUUUCUCAACCGUAUUUUUUAACUUAUAUUGUUUUAAAAGAUUUCAACUACUCAGUUGUGAAUAUUAAGCUUUUAAUAUACUCAACUAUUCAGUUUUUUGAAAUUUUCAAAGUGUUUUGUAUUAAUAAGAUGAGGGAAUUGAAUAUUGAUGAAAAUGAAAUUAAAAAAUUGGAUGAAAUAUGUGGAAAUAUGUAUGAAAAAUUAGAAAAGUAUAUUAAUUAA